CCGGUAUUUUCUCUUACUUGUUUGAAAAUGUAAUUCACCUUUUUCUUUAUCUCUUCCUACGCUCCAACUUCCCCUCUCAAUUUCUUUUCUCUUUUAUGCGGACAAAUUUAGUUGAGAUCUGUUUUUGACAUCAGUUAUCUGAUUCUAAGGGGUUAAUCGAUCGUAUCAACAAAUAAUCUGCCACACCCGUGUUCUAUUUCAAGAAAUUUCUGAUCGAUUAUCGUCGAUAAGCAGGAACUCGGUGUAGGUGUGGCUGAAGAUUCUUGAGGGGAGGUUCCAAUUUUCAGCCAUUUCCAAAAAAAUUUAUUCCCUUAUUAUGAUUUAAGAAAUAGAAAUGGAUAUGAGCGAAGGGUACAAGUCGAGUGAGCAUAAGGAACAACUUCACACUGCUUCAGAAAGUGGGGAUCCUUCAUUGAGGAUUUCCACAUCUCCAAAAUCACCAAGAUCCCCAAAGAUUCGUCAUGGAAAAGAUAGCCCAACCAAAGGGAGCGCGGUCAAAGGAAUUAGCCCGAGGAAAAACGACCGCCAUUCGCAUUCCGGAACUGAUGGCCGUCCCAAGAAAGGUGGUUGUGGCGGGAAGGGAACAUGGGGAGGAAUACUCGAUAUGGAUGAUAAUCACUUUGUUGAUAGUAACGACCCAAACUAUAGUAGUAGUGAGGAGAAGGAUAAAACAGGUAUUAAAAAAGUGUGUCCGAGAUUUGAGGGGUACAAGAAAAAGGCUGCAAUCAUAGUGGAAGAAUAUUUUGCCACUGACGAUGUGAUCUCAACUGCAAACGAAUUAAAAGACCUUGAAAUGCCAAGUUACAGCUACUAUUUUGUAAAGAAACUCAUUUCCAUGGCUAUGGAUCGACACGAUAAAGAAAAAGAAAUGGCGGCUGUUCUUUUAUCCUCUCUCUAUGCUGACGUCAUCGAUCCGCGUCAAGUCUACAAAGGUUUCCGGAAGCUUGUAGAAUCUGCAGACGAUCUGAUCGUUGAUAUUCCAGACACGGUCGAUGUUCUCGCGUUGUUUGUAGCUCGGGCAGUCGUAGACGACAUACUCCCGCCCGCAUUCUUGAAAAAGGAAAUGGAGGCUUUGCCGGGCGGGUCCAAGGGCAUAGACAUAAUUAAACGAGCCGACAAAGGGUAUUUGUCGGCCCCACUUCACGCGGAAAUUAUCGAGCGGCGGUGGGGUGGCAGUCGGAAUAAAACCGUGGAGGAUGUGAAAGCGAAAAUCGAUAAUUUGUUGGUUGAGUACGCGGUGAGUGGGGACAAAAAAGAAGCAAUCCGAUGUAUUAACGAUUUGAAAGUCCCCUUUUUUCAUCAUGAGAUUGUGAAACGCGUGAUUAUUAUGGCGAUGGAACGGAAAAAAGCUGAGGGGAAGCUUCUAGAUUUGUUGAAAACCGCUUCGGAAGAAUGUUUGAUAAAUUCGAGCCAAAUUUCAAAAGGUUUCACACGAAUUAUUGACACGGUUGAUGAUUUGUCGCUUGAUAUACCGAACGCGAAGGAACUUUUACAGUCGUUGAUCUCGAAGGCGGCUUCUGAAGGGUGGUUGUGCGCGUCGUCAUUAAAAGCGGUCUCGUUUCACCCCGAAAAGAAAUUGGUGGAAGACAGUAUUGUGAAAGCGUUUAAAGCGAAAGCACAAUCGAUAAUUAAAGAGUAUUUUUUGACGGGGGAUGUGUUGGAGGUAAAUAGUUGUUUGGAAUCGGAAAACCUUUCUUCGAUUCCGGAGUUGAAAGCGGUUUUCGUGAAGCGGUUGAUUAUGUUGGCGAUGGACCGGAAGAAACGGGAAAAGGAAAUGGCGUCGGUUUUGUUGUCUUCUUUAUAUUUUCCGGCGGAUGACGUGGUGAACGGAUUCACGAUGUUGAUUGACUCCGCAGACGAUAUCGCCCUUGACAUUCCGGUGGUGGUGGAGGAUCUCGCCAUGUUUUUGGCCCGCGCGGUGGUGGAUGAUGUUUUAGCGCCGCUACAUUUGGAGGAGAUCGGCGGCGAUUCGUUACGGCCGGAUUCCGUCGGAAACAAGGUGUUGAAAAUGGCGCGGUCUCUUCUGAACGCGCGGCUUUCCGGGGAGCGGAUCUUGCGGUGUUGGGGAGGUGGCGGGAGUUACACGAACGGGUGGGCGAUUGAGGAUGUGAAGGAUCAGAUCGGGAAGCUUUUGGAGGAGUUUGAAUCGGGUGGGGAUAAACGGGAAGCAUGUCGGUGUAUAUCGGAAUUGGGGAUGCCAUUCUAUCAUCAUGAGGUUGUGAAGAAGUCGUUGGUGACGAUUAUUGAGAAGAAGAAUGAUCGGCUUUGGAAGUUGCUCGAGGAGUGUUUUAACAGCGGAUUGAUAACUCCGAUUCAGAUGACCAAAGGAUUUGGGAGAGUGGCGGAAUCGCUUGAUGAUUUGAGUUUGGAUGUGCCCGAUGCUAAGAAGCAAUUUGGGUCGCUUGUUGAAAGGGCUAAAGUGGAAGGCUGGUUGGAUUCAUCGUUUAGUUUCAACAACAAAGUUUUGGAGAAUGGGCAUCGUUCUUGAAUCCGAGCGAUGAUGAUUGAAUCGUUUGUAGUAUUAGUUGAGAACAGAAAGUUUUGGAAAAACCGGGAAUAAAGGAUUCCAAAUGUUAUGUAGGUAACUGUAUGAGCAAGGUGAAUUUGAUAUGAAACAAACACAUUUCUUUAAC
Molecule: messenger RNA, 2633 nt
Organism: Lactuca virosa
Lineage: Eukaryota; Viridiplantae; Streptophyta; Magnoliopsida; Asterales; Asteraceae
Source: the annotation of a GenBank genome assembly